Ochotona curzoniae (black-lipped pika) is the source of this 2252-nucleotide messenger RNA. RefSeq names its product NOP58 ribonucleoprotein (gene NOP58). The record is from RefSeq and is a predicted model, not a curated record. The coding region runs from base 174 to 1784 and encodes 536 amino acids. NCBI's taxonomy places the organism in Eukaryota, Metazoa, Chordata, Mammalia, Lagomorpha, Ochotonidae. The transcript is spliced from 15 exons. Gene Ontology annotation, molecular function: snoRNA binding. Gene Ontology annotation, cellular component: small-subunit processome; box C/D methylation guide snoRNP complex.
ACAUGCCGUACUGUGUAGCAGCUCCGGGCUACGCGGUGUGAUUCCUGUGGGGGAGACGUGCGCCUUCGCGUUUUGCCCGUCGCGGCCCAGCGGGCUUUUGGGGCCGCAGGUUCGUCUUUGUUCGUCGAUAUCACGGUGUGACGGGCGCUGCGGCCCCCUGAGCCGGCUUCACCAUGCUGGUGCUGUUUGAGACGUCGGUCGGGUACGCCAUCUUUAAGGUUCUAAAUGAGAAGAAACUUCAGGAGGUUGACAGUUUGUGGAAAGAAUUUGAAACUCCAGAAAAAGCAAAUAAAAUAGUAAAGCUAAAACAUUUUGAGAAAUUUCAGGAUACAGCAGAAGCCUUAGCAGCAUUCACAGCUUUGAUGGAGGGCAAAAUCAAUAAGCAGCUGAAGAAGGUUCUGAAGAAAAUAGUAAAAGAAGCUCAUGAGCCUCUGGCUGUAGCUGAUGCUAAGCUGGGAGGAGUCAUAAAGGAAAAGUUGAAUCUCAGCUGUAUCCACAGCCCUGUUGUUAAUGAACUCAUGAGAGGAAUUCGUUCACAAAUGGAUGGAUUAAUCCCUGGGGUAGAACCACGUGAAAUGGCAGCUAUGUGUCUUGGAUUGGCUCACAGCCUGUCUCGGUAUAGGUUGAAAUUUAGUGCUGAUAAAGUGGACACAAUGAUUGUUCAGGCUAUUUCGUUGUUGGAUGACCUGGAUAAAGAACUAAAUAACUAUAUUAUGCGAUGUAGAGAAUGGUAUGGCUGGCAUUUCCCUGAAUUAGGAAAAAUUAUUUCGGAUAAUUUGACAUACUGCAAGUGUUUACAGAAAGUUGGCGAUAGGAAGAACUAUGCUUCUGCUACACUUUCUGAACUGCUCCCAGAAGAAGUUGAAGCUGAAGUGAAAGCAGCUGCAGAAAUAUCUAUGGGCACAGAAGUUUCAGAAGAAGAUAUUUGCAACAUUCUGCAUCUUUGCACCCAGGUGAUUGAAAUCUCUGAAUAUAGAACCCAGCUCUAUGAAUAUCUGCAGAAUCGCAUGAUGGCCAUUGCACCCAAUGUCACAGUCAUGGUCGGGGAAUUAGUUGGAGCACGGCUUAUUGCUCAUGCAGGUUCUCUUUUGAAUUUGGCUAAGCAUGCAGCUUCUACAGUUCAGAUUCUUGGAGCAGAAAAGGCACUCUUCCGGGCCCUCAAAUCUCGACGGGACACCCCAAAGUAUGGUCUCAUUUACCAUGCUUCACUUGUGGGCCAGACAAGUCCUAAACACAAAGGGAAGAUUUCCCGAAUGCUGGCAGCCAAAACUGUUUUGGCUAUUCGUUAUGAUGCUUUUGGUGAGGACUCCAGUUCUGCGAUGGGAGUUGAGAAUAGAGCCAAAUUAGAGGCCAGGUUGAGGACCUUGGAAGAUAGAGGGAUAAGAAAAAUAAGUGGAACAGGGAAGGCAUUAGCAAAAGCAGAAAAAUAUGAACACAAAAGUGAAGUGAAGACUUACGAUCCUUCUGGUGACUCCACACUUCCAACCUGCUCUAAAAAACGCAAAAUAGAACAAGUGGAUGACGAGGGUGAAGUUACUGAAAAGAAAGCGAAAAAGGCCAAGAUUAAAAUUAAAGGUGAGUUUGAAUGUUUUGUUGAAGAAGAGGAAGAAGAUAAAGUGGAAGAGGUAGAAGAGGAAACUCCUGUGAAGAAGAAGAAGAAAAAGGAUAAAAAGAAACACAUUAAGGAAGAGCCGCUCUCUGAGGAAGAGCCGUGUACCAGCACAGCAAUUCCAAGCCCAGAGAAAAAGAAGAAAAAGAAAAAAAAGAAAGAUGAUGACCAAUAGAUGGAAACUGUCAUUCUCUCACCUGGAUACAUCACGCUUCCAUUAGGAAUGUGCCAGAGAUGCCAUCUGCUAUGUUGGGGAGGUUGAGUAAAACAAAGCAAAUCAUUCAUCUAUAGCUUUUUAACCCAAUCUGUGUCUUGUCAUGCAUUUGUUAAACUUAUUAUAUUAUUUCCUAGAGUCUUUGGUAAACAAAUAAAAAUAUUUUCUUUGUAUUUUGAAGCAUUUCUGUGAUCUCUUUCCAUGUUGGAUCGAGAGUCUUUGGACUUACUUGGCACCUCGUGAUUGCAUUGAACAUUGUAGAAAAAUUGAACAUUCAGAAUUAUUGGGAGUUAGAUUGAAAGUUGAACUUUCAGAACUUGGACCAAUUUCAAAAUCUCACUGCUGAGUUUCUCUUACCUUCUCUCAGUAUUUUUCCCUCUUAUCUUUCUGCCUUUGUACUUAAAAAUAAAGAUUUGUUUCUUGUUCAAA